This is a messenger RNA of Homalodisca vitripennis (glassy-winged sharpshooter), 4710 nucleotides long. Its product is annotated as alpha-1,6-mannosyl-glycoprotein 2-beta-N-acetylglucosaminyltransferase-like. Bases 354 to 1655 code for a protein of 433 amino acids. The record is from RefSeq and is a predicted model, not a curated record. Lineage: Eukaryota; Metazoa; Arthropoda; Insecta; Hemiptera; Cicadellidae. Gene Ontology annotation, cellular component: Golgi stack; Golgi membrane. Gene Ontology annotation, molecular function: alpha-1,6-mannosylglycoprotein 2-beta-N-acetylglucosaminyltransferase activity. The transcript has 8 exons. Gene Ontology annotation, biological process: protein N-linked glycosylation; oligosaccharide biosynthetic process.
GCUUAUCUGUUAGUGAUCCAUCUAGGUUGUUCCUGCCAGUGGAACAAAUCUGGUACAAAUGGUUCAAGAUAUUGUUUAGUUAACAUACUUUACAUUCAGGUGAAGAACUGCAGAAUAAACGUCUCUGUCAGGGAGUGCUAGGCCUGAUGUGGCACUGUUUUACUCUUGAACAACCAGCUAUGGGGCUUUUUUCAUCUUGGUGAAUGAUUUAUAAUUCACUCACCUAACUACUCAAUUUGAUUCAGUGCUGUUGUCCUUUUAAAUUGUGCACAUUAAAAUAACUAUAUUAAUCUAUUUCUGUUUAUGGUGAAUCUAUUUUGAAUGUGAAUUUUUUAAUAUUAAUAAAAUUAGAGAUGAUAAAUCAUCAUAACAAAAUAAGCUUCCGGAGGUUUAGAGUUUGGUUGAACAAACGUCAAAUAAAACACUUUCUAUUUAUACUUUUAUUUUUAAUUGCCUUCACAAUGUUAUGUGGGCUUUAUUUCCACACUUUCGAAUACCAAAGGAGCAAAGUAGAGAUUGCCAUGAAAGAAGAAACACAACAGAAUACAGUUAAGGUUACUUCUUCAUUAAUACAAUUACGAAAUACUAUAAAUUACAUCAACACAAUGCAAGAGAUUAAAAAUUUUGAUGGGAACAUCACAGAUCGGACAAUAAUUUUAGUAAUUCAGGUUCACAAACGCAUAGCUUAUUUACGAGGUUUGAUUGAAAGUCUUCGCUCAGUUGAAGAUAUAAGUUCUGUUAUUUUAAUAUUCAGUCACGAUUAUUUUGAUGAGGAAAUAAAUAAAUUAGUGAAUUCCAUUGAUUUUGCACCAGUUAUGCAAAUAUUCCUGCCGUUUAGUAUUCAAUUGUAUCCCAACGAGUUUCCAGGGUUAAGCCCAAAUGACUGUCCAUGGAACUUAAGCGUUGAAAAGGCCAAACAGCUGGACUGCCAGGGUGCCCAGAACCCAGAUCAGUACGGACACUACAGACAGGGUGAGGUAACCCAGAUCAAACAUCACUGGUGGUGGAAGAUCAACAGGGUGUUUGAUCAAUUAAGGGUCACUGACAACUUCAAUGGUUUUGUGUUGUUCCUGGAAGAAGACUAUUAUGUUGCUCCCGACAUUCUACACACUCUUCGACUCAUGGUCAACUUUGCUGCCGUCAACUGUCCAUCUUGCAACAGCUUUCAUCUUGGCACCUUUACUAGGAGUAUGUCUUAUCAGGAGCAUGCAUCUAAGGUGAGUGGAGGAGAGUGGAACAACUUGGGCUUGUCAUUCAACCGAUCGUUCUGGCAGAUACUGAAAGCUUGUUCCCCCACGUUCUGCACCUUCGAUGACUACAACUGGGAUGGAAGCUACCAGUUCGCUGCUCAGCAAUGCUUCUCCCAGAAACUAACCCCUCUAAUUGUUCAUGCAUCACGAGUGCUUCAUGUUGGUGACUGUGGUGGUAUGCACAACAACCGGGCAGGUUGUGAUGCUGACAAGUCUGUACAGCGAGCGAGAAACUUUGUGAAGUUGGUGCGUCCAUUUCUGUUUCCCAAGAGUCUCACAAUGCUCUCUACAAACUUUAAACAGCCACAAGCCAAGAGGGGAUGGGGAGGCUUUGCUGACCCUCGAGACAUCCAGCUGUGCCUUAACUUUAGCUCCUUAUCUAUCCAGUUAAUCCCUGACUCAUGAGUAGGGAAUAAGAAUUUUUAUUGAAUUUAAAGUAAGAGUAUUUAGAUAAACAGUGCCAAGAUAUUCUAAGGAGUCAUGCCCUAAAUAUCAAAUUGGUUUAAGUGAGCUGGAAGACUCACUAAAGUUCCAGGACUGAUUUAUAAAGAAAUGUAUUUGUAGAAUAUACAGGUUAUUCCUUAACAUUACUCUCCUUGGAAAGCUAUACAUUGCUGCUAUUACUAUUUAUAUUGCUAGAAACACAUUGGAAACAUAUCUGCUUUGAUGCUGCUCCAAUGAUUUUUCUUUAACUUUGAGAACUGAUUGAAAGUCCUUAAGUCUUUAGUUUUGAAAUAGAAAAGAGUUUUUAAGAGUCUGGGAAAAGAUGGUCAUGGAAUUUCCAUGCAAUAACUGCAGAUAAGUAAUAAACAGAAAUGGUGCAAUGUCCAUUCCACUCCAGUGCCACAGGCACAGUUUAGGUUACCUCAUCCAAACAGAUUCACAUAAUUAUCUCAGGGUUUAAGAUAGCAAAAUAUCACUAUUUUACUCACUUUGUCGAAGAAUGUUAUAGCAGAUUAAACCUUUUCAGUUAAAGAAAGCCAUGAACAUAACUAUGAUAUUGUAUAUGACAAAUUUUUAGAAUUUUGAAGAAUUGUAUUCCAAUGAACCUUUGUUUCCCACAAACCCAUUUCUCUUUCCCAAUACCAACACUUAAAAACAUUUUAAAUAGUUAUUUGCCAUUUCAAGAAGUUAUAUAAUGCACUUAAAAAAUGCCAGUCAUCAAAAUGUUUUAAAAAUGUAGGAUUUACAAAUUAGUCAGAAAUAGUCAUAAUAACCACUGAUGCCAUCUACACCUUUCUGCUGGAACGUAAUAGAAAACUUUCUGGAACUUUAUAACCACUCCUUGUAUUGUUUAGCUACAAAAAAAAGGCAAAGCAAGAAGUUUCUCACUGUUGUAUAACAGAUGUUAAAAUCAUGAGGGAAAUGGUCAAUAAUUCAAAGGACUCAAAGCACCCACAACAAUAUAAUAAUAUAGUGCAAUUGAGUAAUAUAUGUUGUCAUUUCUCUACGCUUCAUUUAUUACAUAAAAAUAUGUUUUUAUGAAAAUGUUUGCUAAGAAAGUCCAAAUAAUUUCCAUAAAUUAAAAAUUAUUCUUUUUAUUAUUAGUAAAAGUAAUUAUAAAAUUAAAAUUGUCAUCUUUGAAAUACAUAGUAGUUGUGUCAAAUAAGAACAAAAGCACAAAACUGACUAAAACGGUGUAUGCAUAAUGGAAGUACCUGUGAAAAUAAGAUGUCAUAUAUUAGAAAGCAGGACUGGUCAUUAACAGGUGUUUACAAUUUUCAUGCACCAAGAAUGGUUGCAACUUUUACUGAUAGAAUGAGCCAAGAACCUAAAACCGAAUUUAACAAAACAGAUGACUAUGACGUGCCGUCACAGCCACACUCUUUCGGAAUCACUUCUCAAUACUCAUUAACAGGUUAAUUGGUCAUAUACAGCAAGAAAUAUAACUGUCUAUGCUCAGGUGCUCGCUAGUAAUAGGUCACAAACAGAUCAAAUCAUAAGUUAAAAAUAUAAAGUUACAUAGAGACAUAUGUAAAAACCUAAAGUUAGUUGGUAAUUUCAUAAAAUAUCAACAACCUUUAUGCUUUUUCUGCAUUCUUCAGAAUUAUCUUUGGCUUAAUUUAUUUUAAGGUAAUAAUUAUAAUUGGUUAUCUACACUGGAUAUAUAGAUAACUGUGGAGCUAAUUGCCUUUGAGUGACCCCAAAUAUGCGUUUUUGCUUGCUCUUGCUUUAGAUCAACUAAAUAUUAAAUUAUCAAAAUUUUGGUUUGGAAUGAGAGAAACUGCCAUUGUAUUUGCUUGGCAAAACUAGCACAAAUCUCACUGUUUUAAUUGUGUGGAAGAUGUAAUUUACGUGUAACUCGCCCACUUUGUACAUAAAGAAAUUACUAAUAUUUUGACAAGACUAAUAUUUUUAUAUUGUAGUAAUAUGUGAACUGUAUAAUUAAAACCCAAAUAGUUAAAUUGACUGACUUAAAAAAAAUUAUGCAAAAAUGUUGCACUUUUGGGUGAUUUAUUAUUGAUUGAAACACAAUUGAGAAGUUUGAUUCAGACUACACUAACAAUCAAUUAUUUGUUGUGUACAAAGUUUUACUGAACUGUACCAAACUGAAAUUUUGUAUAUUAUAAAUCUUUAAUAUAUAUUCCUAUGUACUACUUUUUCAAACAUUAACAAUCUGUAGUUACAAGUGAAGAUUUAUAGAUUUGAAUACAUGACGUUAUAAUUAGUAGAUGUGUAAUAGUAGUUUUAUAUCAUUACAUGUUUUGAAUGGAGUAGUGAUUGAAUUCGCAACAGUGUUAGGAAUUAUUGCAAAGUUGCCAAUGUUCACUUCAAAAUUGACAUAGCCUGCUGGCUGAGGUUACGUUUAGAUUGUUAAUAUUAUUAUUUAAUGUGUUUACACUGAAUUAUCUGUUUCAAACUCAUUAAAAGAUAUUUUAACAAAGACAAAAAGACAAAUCAAUGUGUGUCUUACAUACACUAUGAUAGCAUCUACAAAAUCGGUUCACAUUACAAAUUUUUAGCAAUGGUUUUUUUUCCUCAAAAUUAGCCAACUUUUGAUACAAAUUGUCCAAAAAUUGCUAUAUAUAAUAAUUUUUAAACAUUUACUAAAUUUGUUUAAGAAAUAAAGAAUUUUUGAAAAAAGUAUUUGUCAGAAAUUAGAAAAUUAGUUGUUUUUUAUACAGCAAAAUAUUGAUAUUUUAUUUUAUUUCAUUUUCUGCAAAUAAAAAUGUUUAAACAGUCAUCUGAGUAUAUCUAUUAGUUCUGAAGAUAAAAUUGUCUAAUAGAUCAUUACAAUUUUGAAUAAAGCUGAUAAGUUUUUUUUUCAUGGGCAGUCUGAUAGCCGGUAACCUUAAAAGGGUAUUAAAUAUUUAAUAGGUUAAAAAUGUUUGAAGUGUAUUAGUUUUAAAUAUGUUAAAGCACAUUAUGUUAAUUUGUAAAACAUUUCUUGUAAUGAAAUUAUCAAUUUUCUCUUGUAUUUAGUAAAAGAAAUAAAGUUUUUAUUGUUGUGAUCUUGAAA